AUGUCCUCCACCAUCUUCAACCCUUCUAUGCUGACUGCAUUUCCUUCUCCCUCUCCCUCACCUGAACCUGAGGAGCACCUGCUAGAGGGUGGCAACGCGUCUGUCGACGACGCCACUCUCGAUGAUGCAGCUCUGAAGGAGCCUGAGGAGUCCGAGUCCGACCGGGUGGAACGCACUUGGGCCGCCGUGCUCAACACCAUGCGCGUCUGUGUGGACACUGCUCCUCCCUCCAAGCCGGAGCUCUUGGAGGAGCAGGAGUCUUGGCUCCGUGACUGGAAUGUUGCGAUGGCCGAUAUGACCGUCGUAUACGAGCGGGCGCGUGCAGCUUCGCUGAACGUGUCUUUGAACGACAUGGAUGUGGUGACGUUAGCCGAGGGCAAGAUUGCCGCUAGGACACUGACAAGAGCCAUGAAGGCAUGGAAGGAGAAGGCGGAAGAAUCUGCGCGUUUGGGUGGGCGGAUGACCGCGACCUCGGUCAAUCGUCCCGCUGAGUGUUGUGAACACUGCGCCACGUCUGGUGCCAAGUGCGUUGUCGUUCACGUGGGCGGGCAUUGUGAAGUGUGCAUUAAAGUGCGGAAGGUGUGCUCUUUUGUUGCGACCAAGAACAAGGGAUGCACGCCGGCUGCGCCCAAGCGCAAGGUGCCUCCCUCUGUGCAGACAACUGCACCGGACACGGCUGAGUCGGAAGUGGAGAUUGUGGGUGAGGCUAUGGCCGAUGAACCUGCUGUCGGUCCUUCCAAAGCCAUCGUCAUGCAGCAACCAAAGCGCAUGCUCGACUCGGACGCUGUUCCUGCGGCGAAGCGCCCUUGUCUGGAGGUCGACCCGGAGUUGGAAGAAGCAUGUGCAGAAGCCGUUCGUCUUCGCAACGAGAACGCUAAGCUCCGCACGCAAAACGAUAAGUACCGCCUUGCGCUUAUCAACAUGCGCCAGCACACGUGCAUCCAGGAGUCCGAGUUGCUCCACAUGAGCAACCAGCUCUAUAUCUUGGCGCGCGACUGGGGGAAUUGGGAGAAGGAGCUUGGGGAGGUCCUAGAGGAUUAG
This is a messenger RNA of Suillus discolor, 1041 nucleotides long. RefSeq lists its product as uncharacterized. The transcript has 4 exons. The record is from RefSeq and is a predicted model, not a curated record. Lineage: Eukaryota; Fungi; Basidiomycota; Agaricomycetes; Boletales; Suillaceae. Bases 1 to 1041 code for a protein of 346 amino acids.